AUGAAAAAUCCAAAAAAAUAUCGAACGUGCAUCAUCCGCAUGCGUGUGGCUUAUUGGCAUUGAGGAAGGACAAGGCCUGAAGGGGAAAAGAGGCGAAGCUAAGGAUUUUGAUCAAGGAAAUACUCAGAAGUCAUGACUCUUAAAGUUGGAAUUAAUGGAUUUGGGCGUAUUGGCCGCCUUGUACUGAGAGCAGCUUUAGAUAAAGGGCUUGAUGUUGUAGCAGUCAAUGACCCUUUCAUCGACCUUGAGUAUAUGGUAUACAUGUUCCGUUAUGAUUCAACACAUGGAGUAUUUGAGGGUGAAAUCAAAACUGAAGGUGGAAAACUAGUGAUCAAUGGAAAGGCUAUGUCUGUAUAUGCAGAGAGAGAUCCAGCUAAUAUUCCUUGGUCCAAAGAUCAAGCUGAGUACAUUGUAGAUUCCACUGGGUGCUUCACAACUCUGGACAAAGCAGGGGCCCAUAUGAAAGGAGGUGCCAAGAAAGUCAUAAUCUCCGCCCCCUCAGCUGAUGCCCCAAUGUUUGUUUGUGGCGUCAAUGAAGAAAAAUACACCAAGGAUUUGAAAAUUGUCAGCAAUGCAUCCUGUACUACAAAUUGCCUCGCUCCCCUGGCAAAAGUCAUCCAUGAGAAAUUUGGAAUUGUUGAGGGUCUGAUGACAACAGUACAUGCCUACACAGCCACACAGAAGGUGGUGGAUGGGCCCAGCAACAAAGACUGGCGCGGUGGGCGUGGCGCUGCCCAAAAUAUCAUUCCUUCCUCCACUGGAGCAGCUAAAGCUGUAGGAAAGGUCAUACCCGAUCUGAAUGGAAAACUAACUGGAAUGGCCUUCCGUGUACCCGUUCCUGAUGUUUCAGUGGUAGACUUAACCUGCAGGCUCAAUAAGGGGGCUUCAUACAAUGACAUCAAAGCAGCUUUAAAAGCAGCUUCAGAAAAUGAACUGAAAGGAAUUUUGGGCUACACUGAGGAUGAUGUAGUAUCCCAGGACUUCCGUGGGGACAAGAGGAGCAGCAUAGUUGAUGCCAAGGCUGGAAUCGCUCUCAAUGACAACUUUGUUAAGCUUGUUUCAUGGUACGACAAUGAGUUUGGGUACAGCUACAGGGUAGUGGAUCUUAUCAAGCACAUGUAUGCAGUAGACAGCAAAUAGAAUGGACAAAGACUCGUACUCCUUUUUAUAGUGUCAUUGUUUUGGGAUUCUUGUUGUGAUUAUGUUAUGCUUUAUCUUAUUUAAUACUAGAAAUAGAGUAUAUGAAUUGAAAUUAAUCUUUAUUGAACAUUGGUGCAUAAUCUAAAAUGAAUCUUCCUGUUAGUGCUUUGAGGUCAGACAAAAUACUGUCAAGCUUACUUAUCAUGAUGCUAUGUUCAAUUUUUGUUUUAUUUCCUGGAUAUUUUUUUUUAGACUAGCUGAACUCUUUCAGUAUUUGUUAAAUUAUAUUACUGCAUUUCACAAAAUAAAAUUUUCAUCGUGGAUACUAAA
Molecule: messenger RNA, 1470 nt
Organism: Saccostrea cuccullata (small rock oyster)
Lineage: Eukaryota; Metazoa; Mollusca; Bivalvia; Ostreida; Ostreidae
Product: glyceraldehyde-3-phosphate dehydrogenase-like
Exons: 10
Coding region: 133-1140 (335 amino acids)
Biological process (GO): glucose metabolic process; glycolytic process
Cellular component (GO): cytosol
Molecular function (GO): NADP binding; NAD binding; glyceraldehyde-3-phosphate dehydrogenase (NAD+) (phosphorylating) activity
Source: RefSeq, a predicted model, not a curated record